CGUCACUGCCUCGCAUCGCCAGUCCUAUUUAAACUGUGACUUCUCGCCACCUCUUCCCCACUUUGCUUUAUCAGCAUUCAUCUCUGCAACAGCAAUGGCAACAGCUGGCAAGGUCAUCAAAUGCAGGGCAGCAGUGGCCUGGGAACCCAGCAAGCCUUUGGUAAUUGAGGAGAUUGAGGUUGCGCCUCCACAGGCCAAUGAAGUCCGCAUCAAGAUUGUAGCAAAUGCGGUGUGCCACACAGACCUGUACCACCUGUUUGAAAGUAAGCAUAAAAACGGUUUCCCAGCAGUCCUCGGUCAUGAAGGAAGUGGCAUCGUGGAGAGUGUUGGACCUGGAGUCACCGAAUUUCAGCCAGGAGACAAGGUGAUUCCUUUGUUCAUCUCCCAGUGUAGAGAAUGUCGCUUCUGCAAAUCUCCAAAGACCAACCAGUGUGAAAAAGGAUGGGCUGCAGAGCGUUACGAUGUGAUGUCACCAGUGGACUCCAGAUUUACCUGUAAAGGUCAGAAGGUGUUGCAGUUCAUGGGAACCAGCACCUUCUCUGAGUACACUGUGUUAAACCAGAUAGCUGUGGCUAAGAUCGACCCUGCAGCUCCCCUGGACAAAGUCUGCCUCCUCGGCUGUGGAGUCUGUACAGGAUACGGAGCAGCAGUAAACACUGCACAGGUCGAGCCGGGCUCUACUUGUGCCGUUUUUGGCCUUGGAGCUGUGGGUUUGGCUGCAGUUAUGGGCUGCAAGGCAGCAGGAGCCAAGAGGAUUAUUGCUGUUGACGUCAAUCCUGAUAAGUUUGAGAAGGCCAAGGUGUUUGGUGCCACCGAAUUUGUGAACCCUAAAGAUCACGACAAACCCAUUCAACGCGUGCUGUGGGAGAUGACUAACGGAGGAGUGGACUACUCCUUGGAAUGUGUUGGGAAUGUGGAAGUCAUGCGCAAUGCUUUGGAGUCCUGCGUUAAAGGCUGGGGUGUCAGUGUGCUGGUGGGCUGGACGGACAUGGCAGACUUUUCUGCCCGACCCAUACAACUGAUCGCUGGACGCACAUGGAAGGGAACCCUCUUUGGAGGCUUCAAAAGUAAGGACGGCGUUCCUGAGAUGGUUAAAGCUUACCUCGCCAAGAAGGUGAAGCUGGAUGAGUUUAUCACUCACACCGUGACCUUGGAUCAGGUCAACGAGGCCAUUCAGAUGAUGAAAGAAGGCAAAUGCAUCCGGACCGUUGUGCACGUGUCUCCACAGUAAUGUGAUGCAACGUGCAAAUUACAGACCUUCCUUUCUGUUCUGACUCAUAAGUCCGUGCACGUGCCGUGAGCACAUCGAAGUGGUAAUGAGUGGAAUCCCAACAUCUGCAGUGUUCACGUAAACAAAUGAAACAUGUCUGUGUUUCCAGUGAAAUAAACACACAGAUGAACAGA
This is a messenger RNA of Thalassophryne amazonica, 1404 nucleotides long. RefSeq names its product alcohol dehydrogenase 1-like. Gene Ontology annotation, cellular component: cytosol. Gene Ontology annotation, biological process: formaldehyde catabolic process. Gene Ontology annotation, molecular function: zinc ion binding; S-(hydroxymethyl)glutathione dehydrogenase [NAD(P)+] activity. NCBI's taxonomy places the organism in Eukaryota, Metazoa, Chordata, Actinopteri, Batrachoidiformes, Batrachoididae. The record is from RefSeq and is a predicted model, not a curated record. The transcript has 9 exons. The coding region runs from base 95 to 1231 and encodes 378 amino acids.